Messenger RNA from Melampsora larici-populina 98AG31, 1125 nucleotides. RefSeq lists its product as uncharacterized. The coding region runs from base 1 to 1125 and encodes 374 amino acids. NCBI's taxonomy places the organism in Eukaryota, Fungi, Basidiomycota, Pucciniomycetes, Pucciniales, Melampsoraceae. The transcript is spliced from 6 exons. The record is from RefSeq and is a predicted model, not a curated record.
AUGAAUCAGUCAACUACUCAAUCCACUACUCGUGCCAAACUCGCCUCAGCUUUGGGCAAGCUAGCUUCAAAGUCUCGAAGAACCAAUGCAAAAGCAGGACCGUCUAACACUGAGGUCGAACAGGAGUUCAAGGCAGGUCCAUGGGGCAUGGAUGAAGUGGAUGCAACACCUGUUCUAGGUUACCCUAUGUCAUCUACCCUGAAGGUAUUCAAUGCACAAAGAUCCAGCAAGGUCCCUAUCAGAGAGCCAGCUGGGUUUCCAAUUAACCAGAACUUCUCUCAGCGCAUAAUACACCAAUAUUCCGAUGAGGAGGCCAAUGAAGCCGUCUUCUUGACUCCCUACAUGAGGCCUAGUAGUGCUUUUCCGAGCAUGCCUUUAUCACCCGAGGAAGCGACAGAUGUCCCACCCCAGGGUUCAACAUCUCAUCAACGUGUUAUGCCUAGCUUCAAACUGGGACGAAAGAUUCGCGAGCUUUCAAAUUGGCGUAACUCUGGCAAGCAAGUCGAGGUUGAGUCAAAAAUACCAACCGAAGAAGUGAUGCCGGGGAUCCCAGAAGUUCCGCGCGUGGAUUUGUCAUCGUUGGGGGAAUCGCCGCUAAGAGGCGAACCUACACAGAACCGUCGAUCCAAGGCCUGGUCUCCUCGAACCCCAUUCAAGUCACCGGGUCAUCUCACCAGCUUGAUAACUCCUGGGCUAUCACAUUCUUUGGUAACCCCGACGACUGUCGAAAAUCUUCCGACUCCAUCUAGCUCCGCUGAUAUGAUAGCUUCGGAAGACGAGACUUACUUCACAAGUCCAAUAUCUCAUGAGUUUGUUAACUUUAGUUACGGUCCACGAUAUGUUGUACCUCCUUUUGGUGGAAUGUUGGAUGAACAUUCAUAUUUUCCUGAUCAACUUGAAAGUGUACUACAACCACCACCAACGGACUCAACAGGUCCAGUCCGAAGUACAAGACAUGGUCAAGUUCGUCGACCACCAGGAUUGGAGAUGAUGGACACAUUAGAUUUCCUUUCACAACUUUGUGAAAGACCGGGUGUUUUAGCCGGAGAUGGUGAAAGUAUGUUGGAUAGAGAAAGUCUUUUGGAUAAUGAUGCUUUAAUGGACCCACUUCAUCAAUCCUGUUGA